Molecule: messenger RNA, 1092 nt
Organism: Eutrema salsugineum
Lineage: Eukaryota; Viridiplantae; Streptophyta; Magnoliopsida; Brassicales; Brassicaceae
Product: peptide deformylase 1A, chloroplastic/mitochondrial
Exons: 3
Coding region: 151-963 (270 amino acids)
Biological process (GO): peptidyl-methionine modification; N-terminal protein amino acid modification
Cellular component (GO): chloroplast; mitochondrion
Molecular function (GO): peptide deformylase activity
Source: RefSeq, a predicted model, not a curated record
AAGUAGACCACAAAUAUCAAAAUAGACAUAUACUAGACUACUAAUAUUUGUUGGAAACAAAGAGACAAAUUCCAUUGGGCUACAAAGAGAAUGGGCAGAAAGAAGCGCAGACGUUAGCUGUAGCAGGCCCAAAGAACCAUAUUUCAAGAAAUGACCAAUGUGACUCCUUGUGACCAAGCGACGGCCAUGGAAACCCUUUUCAGAUUCUCAUUUCGUCUACUUCCGGUUUCCGCCGCCGUGACAUGUCGCUCGAUUCGGUUCCCCGUUUCAAGACCCGAUUCCUCACUAUUGUUGAACCGUAAGCUGUAUAGUUCCUCUUCUUCUUCUUCCUCUUUGACCACGAAGGCCGGUUGGCUAUUGGGUCUAGGGGACAAGAAGAAGAAAGUGGACUUACCGGAUAUAGUGGCAGCUGGAGACCCGGUUCUUCACGAGAAGGCCCGAGAAGUUGACCCGGAGGAAAUCAAGUCGGAGCGUAUUCAGAAGAUAAUUGAUGAUAUGGUCAAAGUUAUGAGAUUGGCUCCUGGAGUUGGCCUCGCUGCUCCUCAGAUUGGUAUUCCCUUGAGAAUUAUUGUUUUGGAAGAUACAAAAGAGUAUAUAAGUUACGCACCAAAGGAAGAGAUUCUUGCUCAAGAAAGACGUCCCUUUGAUCUCAUGGUGCUGGUGAAUCCGGAGCUGAAGGGGAGCAGCAACAAGAAAGCUCUUUUCUUUGAAGGAUGUCUGAGUGUGGAUGGAUUCAGAGCUGUGGUGGAGAGAUAUCUUGAAGUGGUCGUGACAGGCUACGAUCGUCAAGGAAAGCGGAUUGAAGUGAAUGCUUCAGGUUGGCAAGCAAGGAUUCUGCAACAUGAGUGCGAUCAUUUGGAUGGUAAUCUUUAUGUUGAUAAGAUGGUACCACGCACUUUUAGGACAGUCGACAACUUGGACUUGCCUCUUGCAGAAGGCUGUCCUAAGCUCGGGCCUCAAUGACAGAAUCUUCAAAGACGCAAACCCAUAUAUCUUUUAGAGAUCAAAACUUCGACGGAAAGAGUGUUUUUUUGUAAUGUAUUGAAGAAAUAAUUUAAGACAGAAUUCCUACAAUUUAAGACAGCUAUUCUU